Messenger RNA from Silurus meridionalis, 1247 nucleotides. RefSeq names its product tubulin folding cofactor C (gene tbcc). Lineage: Eukaryota; Metazoa; Chordata; Actinopteri; Siluriformes; Siluridae. Gene Ontology annotation, cellular component: cytoplasm. The coding region runs from base 1 to 1092 and encodes 363 amino acids. The transcript has a single exon. The record is from RefSeq and is a predicted model, not a curated record. Gene Ontology annotation, biological process: post-chaperonin tubulin folding pathway; tubulin complex assembly. Gene Ontology annotation, molecular function: tubulin binding.
AUGAUCCCGGCGUAUUCUUUUUACUUCCUGGUUGAGCAGAACGUUUUCAUAACCAACAUGGAUGGGUUCCCUGCAAAACUGUGUCCGAGUGACGGUGUAAAAAUUCCCGAGAGUGUUUUACUACGGGAUCAGGCGCGACUGGAACAGUUAGAGCGCCGGAAAAAUGUCAAGGAGAGCCAGACAGUUUCGGAGGAGAAGAUCAGUUACUUCAACGCGACUUUUAGCGCCGAGAAGGCUGCUCUUGAGGAGAUGCUGUCAGGCUGCACACAGACUGACCGUCAGAAAGCCACGAAGGUUUUAGAAGACGCCACAAACCAGCUUCAACACCUGCAAAAGUUUCUGAACGACAGCACGGUAUUUCUCACACAGUACGAGCUGAGACAGGCGCAAGAGUCUCUGCAGAAAUUGCAGAGCUCAAUAGCUGAAAAAAGAGCAGAGGUGAUGCCCAAAAAGAAAUUCGCUUUCCGGUCCCGUACUGCAGGGGCGAGUCAACAGCCAGCAGUCCCUCCAUCCAGCAGUGAAGAUAAACCAAAGGCAGAUCCCGGGAUCUCCGUGGUGGACUCAGUGAUCACUGGUGAACAGUGUGGCUUCUCAAAUGCCCAAAACGAAGUUUUAAUCAAAUAUUCAGAUGAGAUCCGGCAAAACGAUGUGCUGUUGUCAAACCUGGUUAACUGCAAGGUGAGACUUUAUGGCUCCCCAAGUACCCUACAUAUUAAAAAUGUCAGGGGUUGCCAGAUCCUCAGUGGGCCUGUAUCCAGUUCAGUUUUUGUCGACCAGUGUAAAGACUCCACUCUGGUACUGGCCUGUCAGCAGCUGCGCACCCACAACACCGCAUCAACUCAGAUAUACCUCCAUGUCACGAGCCGAGCAAUAAUAGAGGACUGUCAAGGUAUCUGUUUUGCUCCUUUUAACUGGAAGUAUCUUCAACUGGAUGAUGAUUUCCGUGUGUCUGGACUGGACCCCAAAAGAAACAAUUGGUCCCAGGUAGAUGAUUUCAACUGGCUUGCUGCUGGAAAGCCUUCACCUAACUGGACUAUAAUUCCAGAGUCUGAGAGGACGUCUUGUUGGAGCGAUGCAGAGCCAGAAGCAUGAUCUGGCUUUUUUAUCUCUCUAAAUUAAAUUGUUUUUGAUUGAUAAUGUAGCUAAAUUCAGAUUGUCAUGUCCAUAUUAACAGAUUGUUCUUCUUAAUGAGAUCUUCUAGAUCUUCUAACAUCCACUUGUGAAAAUAAACAGACAUGGUAAAUGCA